AGUAGAGAUGGUGUGUCUUCUCUCCUCCCAAGCUCAGCUCGCUAGCAUAUCCACCAAACGAAAAGCUAUCAGAAUCGGACUAUGAUAUUUAGACAAAAGAGGAAGCUUCGUGAGCUGAGAAUUGAGAGCAAGACAAUAGAUAGAAGAAAAGAUGGACGAUUACGCUAGAGAGAUGAUGGACCUGAAGACCCUGGUCACCCGAACCUUAGAAAAGAACGGCGUACUCGCCAAGAUCCGGGCUGAACUUAGAGCAAGUGUAUUUGAAGCGAUUGAAGAAGAGGAUAAGAUAAUUGAGAAAGAAGAAGGUUUGCCUCCUGCACUAUUGGGUAGCUGCAAUGACCGUGCAAAAAAAUUGCAUGCUUCUCCUUCAGGGAGGCUACUAACCUCGUUGAUAUGUGAAUACUUGGACUGGGCACAAUUGAAUCACACUUUAAAAGUGUAUUUGCCAGAGUGCAAUUUGCAAAAGGAUUUUUGGAAGUCUGAGUUGAAAGAAUUUAGUAGCAAGAAUGGAUAUGAUCUGAACAGGAAUGGAGACAGUGGUCCCUUGCUUUUGGAUGUCCUUGAAGGAUUCUUGAAGUAUGAGAAUUUGUCUCAAGGCAGAGGUACAGCAAGGAGAGUACCUGAAACCGUAUCCCUAUCGAAUAUAGAAACUCGGAACAUUAGGAGACCUUCCUCAUCAACUAUUGCUGGGGGCUUACCUCCACUAGGAAGGUGUUGACAAACAUACUAUUUAAUAUCUUUCUUUCCCUGCUAUAUUUUGUCCACUUUCUUUUCCACUCUGCUAAUCAGCUUAAACCCUGUGGAAUUCUUCUGGCAGGCUGGUUCUUGCUUCCCAGGCAGCUGAUAGGAGAGCGGGGUCCUCCAUGUCUGGCUACAGGAAAGAGGAAUAUAAUUGGAGAUAUGAUGGUGAUGAGCUUCCAGAAGAAGUCAUUCAUGCUUCAGCUGCCUUGGAAAACCUUCAGUUAGACAGAAAAGCUCAGAAUCUAACAACUUCUUGGCGGUAUGCUGGGGAUGGAAUCUCUGAAGAUGAUAUGGCAGGGUAGACCAGCACCAGAUGUAGUAAACGACUUCGUUUACCUUGUAUUUUAUUCUCCAUCAAUCACUGUGUUAUGCCAUCAAAUGAGUGUAGUGAUGCAAUGUUAGAUUUUCCUACACAUUGUACAUCGGUGUUUUUGUGAUUUAUAUGAUCUUUCUUUUGCCUUUUUUCGGUCUUUU
Molecule: messenger RNA, 1215 nt
Organism: Ilex paraguariensis (yerba mate)
Lineage: Eukaryota; Viridiplantae; Streptophyta; Magnoliopsida; Aquifoliales; Aquifoliaceae
Source: the annotation of a GenBank genome assembly